AUGCAAACAACAGGACUGAACAACUACUAUAGAAACUCGUCCCUUCCCACAGAAGAAGCACACGAGGAACAAGCAGACCAGUGCAGUAAGUUCUUUAAAGUACUCAAAGUAGAGUACCCAAAGUUCUUCACAAUGGCAUUCCUUUACUACUGCAUUGUCUUAGCAUACUCCAUCCUUAGAGACACAAAAGAUGCCGUGGUACUUGACAGAAUGUUACCAGCAUCCAUCCAGUACCUUAAGUCAUUCAUUGUAAUGGGCGUAACCAUGGGAUUCGCAAUCCUAUUCCAGCUACUCCUAGCACGGGGUGUCACACUAGAGAGACUUAUGUUUAUAUUCAAUGCAGGAUUCGGAAUAUUCUUCUUUGUGUACGCUCUGGUCCUAUUACCAAGCAUAGAUUACAUAGAACCGUACAAGUUCUGGAUCCAUGACAUAUUCGCAGACAAGAAGAUGUUCAUUAAUGGGCUUGAGUUCUUACAGGGCUUAUUCCUUACGAUUAAUUUCUGGACGGGUACGCUUAUUUACAUAACAGCUGAAUUAUGGGGCAAUGUGAUGGCUUCACUGAUGUUCUUCGCAGUGGCUAAUGAAAUAUGUCCAUUAAAGCAGGCCCUCCGGUUCUAUCCGUUAUUCAUUAUUGCUGCUAAUUUAGGCCUGGUCACAUCGGGUGGGUCUAUGAUACUGAACUAUUACGUGCUUACGGCAUUCCCUGAGUACAAGACAAAGAUAAUCGGUGGGUUUAUUGCAUUUGUAUCUGCACUGUGCGCCAUGAACAUAUUCACGUACAGGCACUUAGUCAAGAACAUCAUACCGUACCCUAUCUACAUCAUAUCUGAAGGUGCCCCCAGGAGGAGUGGUGGCAAGGAGAAGGUGGGCAUCCUUGAUGGGUUUAAGAUUAUGCUGAAGACCCCGAUCGUAUUCCACUUGUCAAUUACUGUGCUUGGGUACGGGUUAUGCACUAACUUAACAGAAGCCGCAUUCAAGUCUGCGUUAAGGAGUGCUUCUAAGUCAAGUGGUUCUGAUGUCAUGACGAGUGUAGUGCUCGUACAGGGAUCCCAGCAGAUAACGAUCGGGUUAGUGGUCAUUGCGAUCCUCCUGUCCCCGAUUAAGUCAUUAAUCCAGAGGAAGGGGUGGCUCGCCCUGGGCAUGAUUACGCCCGUGUGUACGCUGAUCAGUGCGAUGUCAUUCCUGCUGCUCGUAUGGGCGAAUGCUUCAGUGACUGUCACUGGCAAGGAGGCAGAGAAUCUUCUUAACAGAGUCAGUAAGCGGCUGUUCACUGCCGUAGGGUGGGUUAAUAACCCAGAAUUAGAGUCACGGGUAGGCUUCUACGCCGUAAAUGCCAUAAAGAUCUUGAAGUACGCUGCAUUCGACAUAGGCAAGGAGGCGAUCGGUAUAAAGAUCCCGAAGGAGUACAAGGCCCGGUUCAAGGGGGUGUACGACGGUGUCUGUGGUAAGCUAGGCAAGUCACUUUCAUCGAACUUACAGAUCCUUAUGCUUGGGAUGCUGAACCUGUCUGAUAUCCGGACGGCCGCGUUCCUUCUGGCCGUGUCGGUCCUUGGGGUGUCCCUGGUGUGGAACUUCUCCACGCUGUAUUUAGGCCGGAAGUACGACGAGUCCGUCCGGGAGGGCCGUGACUUAUACAUUGGUGAGAUAUCCAGCAAGAAGCAGGUCAACAAGGAAAGCAAGUUAGUUCAAUAAACCACCACUAAUAUUACCGUUUACUCCCACGCGUAC
Molecule: messenger RNA, 1728 nt
Organism: Nematocida parisii ERTm1
Lineage: Eukaryota; Fungi; Microsporidia
Exons: 1
Coding region: 1-1692 (563 amino acids)
Biological process (GO): nucleotide transport
Cellular component (GO): membrane
Molecular function (GO): ATP:ADP antiporter activity
Source: RefSeq, a predicted model, not a curated record